CGUGUCUAUAUUAACACGGGUUGGUGGUAUUAAGUUUCAGCUGCGAAUCUUAUAAAUUGAGAAAAUUUGUGAUUGCAAGAGUUUUACCUUUGAAAGGGCUAACUUGGUUCGAAUUGGGUUAGUCAGGGUCCAUUGGGCCUUUGAAUAUCAUGAUGCAUACUGAGAAGCAUGUCUAUUUUCGACCCCUCUUGUUCUACAGUUCUACCCUUUUUCUGUAUAACAUGUAUAUUUUCGACCCUCUCGAUCUACAGUUCUAUCCUUUUUCUCAGGCUGCUAGAAUAUUAAGAUCAUAUGUAUUCAUUUCACUUUAAAGAAAGAUGUAUCCAUACGCACCUUUGAUUGCAUGAAUUAAAGAAAUUGCCACAUCGAUUCUUGCUAUUGGGACUUCUCGUGCAUAUUUAUUUCCCUUUUUUGCUACUCUUUGCGAGGUUCAUUUGUGGGCCUCCCAUUGAGCCUAUGGGCUUUAAGCAGGCCCAUCGGGCCUGAACUCGGCCCAACACGCUUCACAUUUUGCCCCAAUUUAAUUCUUUUUUUUUUCCCUCCCAAAACCGGCCAAAAUUAUUGCUUCUGCACCACUCACUCUGCAGCCAUGGCUCCCGCUGCUUCUCCGCCAUCUCUACUUUCCUUAAGCUCCUCAUUUCGCCCCAAAGUUCGCUUAAAAGUCUCACCCUCCGACGCUCUCGCGUCAUUACCAUCAACGGUCAGGCGAGUCCGAGAGACGACUCCGGCCUUCGCGGCUCGAGGAGAGCUCCCCGGUAAUGGUAGUAAUCCGGGAAGAAGUGAAGUCGGGCUUGCACAGGAAACGAAGAAGAGCGAACCUGGAGUUCCUCUCAGCACAGGGGAUAAUGCUCCGGUUAGAAAUUCUUUGGGACCCCAGCGAUACCGCCCUCCUCCUUUGGUUAAUGCCCUAAAAUCUUCUGCCCAGCAAGAUGCUGCAAGUUUCCAUUUCCCAGGACACAAUAGAGGUAGAGCUGCCCCGCCUUCAUUGGUGGAUCUCAUCGGGAUAGGCCCAUUUCUCCACGACCUGCCAGAGCUUCCCGAGCUAGACAACCUCUUCUCUCCAUCGGGCCCCAUCUUGGAGGCACAGAAGGAAGCAGCUGAGUUGUUCGGAUCCUCGGAGACAUGGUUUCUCGUAGGAGGGACCACGUGCGGGGUCCAAGCUGCUGUUAUGGCCACCUGCUGUCCAGGGGACACCAUUGUUCUCCCUCGGAACUGUCAUUUAUCGGCUAUUUCUGGUAUGGUGUUGUCUGGUGCAAUCCCGAAGUAUAUCGUCCCUGAGUAUAGCUCUCAAUGGGAGAUCGCUGGGGGGAUCAGUUCAAAACAGGUAAAGAAAGCAUUGGAUGAACUGGCAUUAGAAGGAGGAAAAGCUUCGGCGGUAUUUCUCACUUCUCCAACGUAUCAUGGUUUAUGCAGUAACAUAGCUGAGAUUUCUGAGCUAUGUCAUUCUGUCAGGGUCCCGCUGAUUGUUGACGAGGCUCACGGUGCCCAUCUAGGACUCCACAACCAGCUUCCCCCCUCAGCGCUCGAGCAAGGGGCUGAUAUUUCGAUACAAUCUACCCAUAAAGUUCUUUGUUCCCUCACACAAUCAUCAAUGCUGCACAUGUCUGGGAAUAUAGUAGACAGGGACAGAAUCUCUAGGAGCCUGCAAAUUCUUCAGAGCAGCAGUCCAAGUUAUCUACUUCUAUCAUCCUUGGAUGCUACUAGAGCUCAGCUGAGUGAAAACCGAGGAACUCUGUUCAGCAGAACAAUCAAUUUGUCAGUUGAUGCUAGACAACUGAUCAAAGAAAUUCAUGGUGUUACGGUUCUUGAGCCUUCGAGCUUCCCUAAUUGCUGUGCUAUAGAUCCUCUUCGGCUGACAGUCGGUUUUUGGCGACUUGGUCUAUCUGGUUAUGAAGCGGAUGACGUGUUGUAUGGAGAUCACGGGGUUGUCUGUGAACUCGUUGAGAAUCAAUCUGUUACUUUCGCAUUGAAUCUGGGAACCUGCGAAAAACAUGUCCAGAGGUUGGUUUCCGGAAUCAAGCAGUUGUCUGUGAGGUCAUCUAUUGGGAAGAUCAAUGAUAGGGGGAGUUGUAACCAUCAUUUCGAGCCAUUUGUUGAGACCAACACAAGGAUGAGUCCCAGAGAGGCAUUCUUUGCGAGGAAAAGGAGAGUGAGCAUCACGGAGUGCAUAGGGAGAAUAUCCGGGGAGCUUAUAUGUCCGUAUCCUCCAGGGAUCCCGGUAACUAUCCCCGGGGAGAUCAUCACUGAGAGAGGAUUGAAUUAUUUGCUGAAGGCUAAGAGGAAUGGUGCAGCCAUCAGUGGAGCUUCUGAUUCCGAACUCUCUUCCAUUGUUGUGUGCUGUGAGAAAUUUUCACGGAUAGGUUUGUUGGAAGAAGAUGCAUUUGAUAAGGGAUAAUUCAAACUCGGUAGCUUUGAGAUGUUAAAAGGUAUGCAUACAGUCGAACCGAUCACAAACUCCAGCUCAGAAAACUCGAGCUUGAUCUCUUCUUCUUUUAAGCUUCAUUUCACUCAAACCCGUCUGGCUUGACCUCGACUCGGUGUUUGACGAAACUCAAAUUCGGGUAAGGCUUGAGAUGGCGCUGGCUGAACAGCUAGAGCUCAAGAUAGCUGGUUAUAAAGUACCUGUAGAUGAGGUAAUACUUGUAAGUUGAGAUUUAUUAGUCUGAAAGUUGAUGUACGAUUGCUUAUUAGAAUUUCUAUCUUUUAUGUGAUUUAACAAUUUUUUUUUGAAAAUAAAUAAUGGAAUAUCA
Punica granatum (pomegranate) is the source of this 2750-nucleotide messenger RNA. NCBI's taxonomy places the organism in Eukaryota, Viridiplantae, Streptophyta, Magnoliopsida, Myrtales, Lythraceae. The record is from RefSeq and is a predicted model, not a curated record.